This is a messenger RNA of Chlamydomonas reinhardtii, 5458 nucleotides long. RefSeq lists its product as uncharacterized. The record is from RefSeq and is a predicted model, not a curated record. The coding region runs from base 363 to 3494 and encodes 1043 amino acids. Gene Ontology annotation, molecular function: protein binding. The transcript is spliced from 13 exons. Lineage: Eukaryota; Viridiplantae; Chlorophyta; Chlorophyceae; Chlamydomonadales; Chlamydomonadaceae.
GGAAUGCUUUGUAUGUCAAGUGACCAGCUGCCGAAUGCGCCUACAGCGAUGUCAAUGACAAACACGAUGAUAAGUUGGCCGCUGCGCCGGCAAAAUGCACUCGGGCCGGUUGGACGAGGUGUAUACUGUAGGUUUCAAUGUGCCCGUGUCAUAAAACUAGAGACAUCGCGUAGCUAAGCUGAAACACUGCUAGGUUGAGUAGACUGACACCUGUUUUGCGCCUGCCCUGAGCAUGCAUUUAAUACGCUAGAUUGAUUUAAGCAUUUUAGGCCUCCAGGAGGCUGAUGAGCAGGCAGCCAGCAGGCGCAGCGCCCCUCGGACCCCCUCCUCCGCAGUCAGCAUCGGAGCUCAGGGAGCGCUGGAUGGCUGACGAGAGGUCCUAUUAUCAGGCUACCUACCAGGGGCACCAACAGCAGUACUCUGGGCAGCAACACCACGGUGGUCGCGGUGGUGGACCAGGCCCUGGGGCAACCGGUCCUCCGGGCGCGCCUGGACCGCAGCCGCCAGCUGUGGGCUGGGGUGGCCAACAAAUUCAAGAGCCAUCUGGAUAUCGAGUGCCUUGGUUCGGCAGAAGUCGGUCCAAAUAUGGCGGUCGGUUCGGCGGCAAGAAAGGGGAUCCAGGUCCACCCGGCGCACCACCUAGAUACGGUGGCCCAGGCGGCGCUGGACCUUCAAACAGGGGUGCGGAAGAUGCCCUUUCCGUCGAGGAGAUGGCAGUUAUUAUUCAGAAGCUCGGACAAAAUGAGGAGCUGCCGGAGGUCAUUUUCCGCGCCCUGCACCACGUCGACAGCCGUGCAGUUGCGCUGCUGCUAAAGGACCUCAGUCGACUCGGCAAGGACCGGCGCGCGAUGGAGCUGUUUGACUGGCUGCGGUCUGCGAAUGAGCGAUCCCCGCUCCGCCAGCUCUGCGACGUCUACAGCUACACGGCGACGAUCAGCCUGUGCAUUUACAGCCAGGACGUGGACCGUGCCAUGGAGCUGAUGAAUGAGAUGCGGCAGCGGAACAUCGAGCGGAACGUGCACACCUUCACGGCGCUUAUGAACGUGUGCAUCAAGUGCGGAAAGCUGCCGCUGGCGCUGGAAAUUUACAACAACAUGCGGGCGGCGAACUGCAUGCCAAACGUGGUCACAUACAACACCCUAGUGGACGUGUAUGGGAAGCUUGGGCGCUGGGAGCGCGCCAUCCACGUGCUGGACCUCAUGAAGCAGGAGGGCGUGGAGCCGGUGCUGCGCACCUACAACACCCUGAUUAUUGCCUGCAACAUGUGCAACCAGCCGCGGGAGGCGCUGGCCGUGUACCAGCGAUUGCUGUCAGACGGGUACACUCCCAAUUCCACCACCUACAAUGCCCUGAUAUCCGCAUACGGCAAGACGAUGCAGCUGGGCAAGGCGCUGGAGGUGUACCAGGAAAUGCUGCGCCAGAACAUGGAGCGCAGCGUGAUCACGUACAGCUCGCUCAUCAGCGCCUGCGAGAAGGCGGGGCAGUGGGAGACCGCGCUGCGCAUUUUCAACGAGAUGCAGCAGGACAACUGCGUGCCCAACACGGUCACAUAUAACUCACUGGUGACGGCAUGCGCGCAAGGCGGCCAAUGGGAGAAGGCGACGGAAGUGUUUGAGCAGAUGACAGCGCACGGCUGCACGCCCGACGUCGUGACGUACACGGCGCUCAUCAGCGCCUACGAGCGUGGCGGGCAGUGGCAGAAGGCGCUGCAGGCAUUUGGCAAGAUGUGCAUGCAGGGCUGCAAGCCCGACGCCAUCGUGUACAACGCCAUCAUCGACACGCUGUGGGAGACGGGCAUCAUCUGGGCACAGGGCCGGGCGCUGCAACUGUUCCUGACCGCGGUGCAGCAGGGCCACUUUCGCCAGGAGCCGGUGGUGCGGCGGGCGGGACGCGUGGAGGUGAACCUGCACGCCAUGACCGCGGGCGUGGCCAUGGUGUGCCUGUACUGCUGGCUGCUGGAGAUCAAGCGUAUUGCCGCAGAGAAGGGCCUGGCGGGGCUCCCCCAGACGCUGGCGAUCGUGACGGACAUGGGCAAGGCCAGCCGAGAGCAGGGGAACUGCAUCGUGAAGGAGGCCGUGGCUGCCAUGAUGAGCUUCUGGGACGCGCCCUUCAGGCUCGUGCAGGACGGCGCGUACGCGUCGGUGCUGGAGGCGACUUCGGCGCAGGUUGUGGAAUGGGUGACCAGCAUGCCCUUCAGCGCGCAGCUGGCCAGCCUGUUCCCCAUCACGGACAGCAGCAAGAUGACGGAGGACAUGUACGCGGUGCGCGAGCAGCAGGUGCUGCAGGAGUGCCAGGAGGCGUUCGCGGCGGUGCAGCACUUUGAGAACACGCACGGGCUGGUGCUGUCCAACAUGAGCACGGGCUACGUGCAGCAGCGGCCGGUUCUCAUCUCGCGGCUGCUGGACCUCAGCUCCAAGUUGGGCCUACGGGAUGAGGUGGUGCACGAUGCGGUGCUGCUCAUGGACCGCACCGCGUCGCAGGCCAAGCAGGUGGCGGAGGAUGUGCUGCCGCUGGUAGGUGUCGCGGCUCUGGUCAUUGCCGCCAAGCAGGGCGACAGCAGCGACCGCGUGCCCACCAACGCUGAGAUUGAGCAGAUCACCGAGCUGCCGCCCACGUCGGUGGCCAAGAUGGAGUGGAACAUCCGUGGGCUGCUCGCGGACGACAUAAGCGCCAUCUCCACCAUGCGCUGCCUGAAGGUCUACCUGGAGCGCCUGGGGUACCGCUACCUGGACAAGCAAGACGUGUACGGCAUGGCGGGCUUCGCCAUCAUGCUGGCCGUUGAGUCGCUGUACGACCUGUCGCUCCUCAACUGCCGGCCGUCGGUGGUGGCAGCCGCCAUCCUGUACGCGGAGCGCCGCCUGCGCGGCGCGGUGCCGUUCUGGCCGUCCAUGCUGUCCAAGAUGACGGGCUAUCACGACAUGUCGACGCCCGAGCUGACCGUGGCGGUGCGCGUGGCCCAGAAGCUGUCGCGCAAGCUGGUGUACGCGCAGAUGUACAAGGCGCAGCUCAUCCAGCUGGCAGGGCAGGCGGGGCCAAUCGCCGGCCCAGUGUCGGUCGCGCCGGAGCUCAUCACCGGCCCGCCCUCCGCGUCUGCGGCUGCCGCGGCGGCAGGCGGCUCCAUGGUGGCGCCGGGCAUGCGCGGGCCGCCGCCGCCGCCACCCAUGGGGGGCGCGCUGGGCGCUGCGGGCGUUAUGAUGCCGCCGCCGCCGCCAGUUAUGAUGCAGACGGCGAUGCAGGGCGGGCUGGUGCAGCCGACCGGCUGGCCGCCGCAGGCGCGCUUCGACCCACUGGCUGCGCAGCAUGCUGCGCAGGCUGGUGGGCAGGCAGGAGGCGUGGGGCCCAGCGGCGUCGGGCAGCAGGCCGACGACGGUGCAACAAUUACGGCUCUGACGCAAGCGAUGCAGGGCCUGACAACUGGUGGACGCGUCAUGCAGCCGGAUUGGCAGCGGCUGGGUGGGCCUGUCGACGACGGCAGUGAGGGGCCCGGCCGCUGAGCUUGGGCAUGCGUGCAGCAUUUACGGAUCCGGUUGCCCGGAAGCAUUUUGAGCACUUCGUGCGUGGGUACGCGAUGUGUGUUUGUACGCUUGACAUAAAUUGCAGAAAGCGUUUUUCGUCGUUGUUGUGGUUGAAUGUUUCCCCAAGCCCAAAGGCUCCUGGUUGCAUGCUCGCUUGUGCGCUUAUAACGGGACGGGCAAUACGGCCGGACCAGUAGCCCGGCUGUACUGCAGAAACACUGUCUCCGCAAGCUGUUCUACGUGGGCUUCAUCCUGUAGGGUCCGGCUGCUUAUCGGGCGGGAUGGGGAAUGCUGCUCAAGGAUCAGUUGUAGCAUGACCGGAACGCCUGGUGCGCGAAUUAUGGUGCGCAUUCGAGGACACACCUUAUAUGGGACGAUGCGAACUAUGAGUGAUAAAGUUGGAGUGAGGUUUCUGACUGACCUGCGGCCGCGCAGGACGCCACGGCUGUGUGUGGGUUGUGCCGUUGCCUGAGGAGGUCGGUCCGCGAGCGCUUGUGUGCUGAGGGCCGUUGCUGCUGCUGUCUGCUAUGUUGGUGGACAUGCAGCGCGACGUUGCUUGUGUUCACGGAGGGGCGGUGUACCGAUAUCCCAUGAAAAGCAUGUGCGCGGGGCGGCACGGUUUGUGGGCGUGUAUGUAGGCACGGGAACUCUGCAGGGCUAUACGCACAAGUACUUCUUGCUACGGUACUCACGCAUGGUGAUGCAGCAAUCGGGUGGGAUGCGAGCAACACAAAAUGAAGUAAGAAUGAGACCCCCAUUAAUGAAUGAAUGUUUGGACUGGCGCCAUCCGUCGGCAUCGACGGGCUUGCAUCCAGAACUGGCUUUUUGAGUACUCGUGUGGGGAAGGACUUGGAUAGAGGGGCCAGUCGCAUGAUGUAUGUUGCUCUCCUUGAGGCCACGAUGGUCGAUAAUACGUAGGGGCACUGUAGGAGUUGCUGCUCACAUGGGAGGACUGCGUGUAUGUGGCUUCGGGUUCCGCGGUGAUUCGUUUACAGCUGGGCUGUUACGUGGAAUUGGCGCACGGGCAUAUCGCAAAUUAUGUGUGUGGUGAUGCGCACGGCUGCAGCACAGCAUGAUAGAGAACUGGGCGUCGAUUGACCAAGGCCGCCAGGCAGGGGCCGAGGUGGAUGUGGUGGACAACGAGAGUGAAUAAAGGCCACAUGAAGCCCCACAACGAUGGGCUGGGGCCGGCUCAGUGCAGUUGGUGCUGAGUGGUGACGCGGGCACACCGAUGCGCAGCGGAGUUGGCCAUGCGGGGAUGACAUGCCGCUGGGCAACUUGGCGCUAUGGCAUGCAUUGACCUGAGAAAUACGGGACCGGCAUGUCCGGUGCGUUUAGGUGAACUUUAGACUUAGACAUGAGAUGGUACUUCGGUACUUUAAUAGCAGGAACGCGAAUGAGGAAAGUGAGGUGGAUGGAGCGGGCACCCAUGAGAAGGUCGGGCGUAGUGGAAGAGCCUGGUGCCACAGGUGCGCUCAGCGGUUUUGUGGAUGGCCACUUUUAAGGCCAAUAGCUGAAACGGACAUGAGGAAGGGGUAUACACCAUAUGGAAUGAGGCAUUUGUAGAUUGUAAGGAACAACUGAGUCAGUUCCUCCCCAGCCGUCCGGCAUAGGUCCGUGAUGUGAGGCGCUAGAUAGGUUGAUCCUGUCAUAGCGCUAGCCCGCUUACACCGUCCUAAGUGGUCGUCUGUCCUGGGCGCGAACUCAACACAUGGCUUCUGCGUGUGGGGACGCCUCGUUGGCGAGAGCCAUGGAUGGCCCUAAAUUAAAGCAUGUGGGCAUGUCGCAACCGUGGCGGGCACUGUAAGACGUGCCGCGGGCCCGCGGCUAAGUGCCGAGGCCUAGCCUCGAAGCGAGGGCGGCAGUCAUUCGGCCCCCACCUAGCCGCACCAGUUGAGACCAACGUGAGACCAUGUACGGACAGUACGGUAUCAUUUAUACUC